Messenger RNA from Cyprinodon variegatus (sheepshead minnow), 3502 nucleotides. It is a transcript of the gene ensab, whose product is annotated as alpha-endosulfine. The transcript has 3 exons. Gene Ontology annotation, cellular component: cytoplasm. The record is from RefSeq and is a predicted model, not a curated record. Bases 128 to 481 code for a protein of 117 amino acids. Gene Ontology annotation, molecular function: protein phosphatase inhibitor activity. Lineage: Eukaryota; Metazoa; Chordata; Actinopteri; Cyprinodontiformes; Cyprinodontidae.
UUUGUUGGGGAGCUGUCGUGUUUAGAAAAUCAGGAUUAGGUGCAGGAUUGUCAAACGUCUCCUGGUUUGUUCAAGCUAUUGUGUUGUGUGGCAAAGAGGCUAGCUGCUGGCCCACCGCACUCAGACAAUGUCGUCGGAAAACCUCGACUCGGACACCCAGGUGGAGUACGAGGACGAAAAACAGGACUCGCAGGAGAAGAAUGCAAACCCAGUGAAGGCAGAGGAAGCUAAGCUGAAGGCUAAGUAUCCUGGCCUUGGUCAGAAGCCCGGAGGAUCAGACUUCCUGAUGAAGAGGCUACAGAAAGGGCAAAAGUAUUUUGACUCAGGAGACUACAACAUGGCCAAAGCUAAGAUGAAGAACAAGCAGCUUCCUGUGGCUGGACCCGAGAAGAACCUGGUAACUGGCGACCACAUCCCAACGCCGCAGGAUCUGCCAAGGACAAGGAAGUCGUCCUUGGUGACCAGCAAGCUAGCUGGCUAGCCUUCGUCAUCCCAGAAGCAUCUUCGUCCCUCUCCCCCAGGACUCCACCUCACCUAUGUUCCCAACUUGUCCACCCCUCCCCUCCUCUUUCCCCCUUUUUCUUCCCAAUACACCACUGGCUUUAAAAUAUUGGGCAGAGUUGUUUAAACCCCCAUUCUGCUUGUAUGUCGCUGGGUUGGGCCGGGCUGGGCUGGGUGGUUGUGCUGGUGGUGGUUCAGGUGGCCAUAAGGCUGCAGCCCUCUCUGCCUUUGCACCAUGCACAGCUCUGUUCCGUCUGCACACUCUGCUCCACCGCCUCCCUUACAUCUUGGUUUUCAGUUUUCCAAGAUAUAUUACAGUCGGUGUGUCAUCAGGCCGCGUUGGAGGGGGGGUGAUUUAAUGCACUUUGUUUUCUGUAUAGUGUGUUUAGUUCUCUUUUUAUUGCAUUCUGAAUGACACCAAAAUAAUGAGCGUAGAGGCGUUAGGAACGGAAGCUGCAGUUUGCUCUUUUCUCUGCCAGUGGCUGACUUCAGCAGUGGGGGGGAGUGUUGGAAGAAGUACGUGAAUAGUUGCUUGCACACCAAAUUGAAGAGGGGGGGGGGUUGACCCCCUGUUGGGAAAUGAUAGGAGUGUAUGUGGCAUCUCACAUGUCAGUCACUUCUUAUCAGAGAGCCUGAGGUCAUCUGCUGCAGCUCAGACAAAAAAGGACAGAAAACUUUUUCUUUUCGUCUCCCUCUGCUGAUGUCAUCCUCUCCCCUUUUGCUCUUGUUCUCGCUAAAUACGCUGCAUGAUUCCCUAAAUGACACCGAAUCUAAAUGUUCGAAUGGCAGUGGGACAUCUGCUUAUUGAUUUAGAGUGAAUAUAAAAACAAACAUUGUCCUGACAAUCCAUUUACAUGCACACAUAUUUGCAGUCCAGGGUGUUUGUCGUUCGGAGGGAGUCUUGCCGUUCUCAGUCUUUGUUCAUCUGCCGUUGAAGCUGCAUGUAGGCAGAAUUUAUUCUAGCCGAAGGAUUUAGCAGGGGGGCAGAAAAACAACUCCACAUAAAGUAUACACUUUGUUAAAUCAACCUUACGGCUCGUAAUUCGCAUUAACCUUAGUGCUUUGAGGUCUAGUCCAGAUAGCAUGCCUUAGAGAAUCAAGAGCGCAGAAUCAACUUUUUUGGGAUUAUACUGCUGAAUUUUAUGCUACAAGAAGCUUUGCUUUAACAAUAACAACAAAAAUCCACACACUCUAGCUAUCAGACCUCAAAGCCUUCAGCAGACUCUCAAAGUGACUUUUAGCUUGUAAUUAUCUGAUGAAGCAGAAUGCGGAGGAUUCACAGAUCUUUUCUGGCUGUCUCGAAAUGUUUGAUCCAAUUCUUCUUUGUCUGUGUUCAUUCAUUAAAGUCCAUUUGAGGAGACAAAAGUAAGCAUUGUGGAGCGCAAUUGAUUAGAGCGAUUCUGAAAGCAAUUUAUACGACUUUCGAAAUGUUUAUCAUCAUCUCACAUCAAAGUCUCUUUGGCAACUUAACCCAUUUCAAAGAAACUACAAAUUUUAAACACUAAUUAAGAAAUGAUGUUUACUUUCCCAGAUUUGUUGCUGAAAUAUAAAGCUCUACUGCCUGCACCUUGCAGAGUUUUCCUCCCAAACUGACUUUCUGUUAUCAGGGUAUCUGUGUUUAAACAGCGUGUUACCUGAUAGGCAUAGCUUUAAAAGGCCUGGCAGGCUUUAAGUCAAUUGCACCGCACCUACAAGAGCACAUUUAACUAAGCAGGGCAAGGUUUUAUAACACAUGAUGAGGGGGCAAAGUAUGAGCAGGAACAAUGUGCUCAAGUCCCACCUCUUACCAGGACAUAGCUUGUAAAACAGGUGAAGUGUGAUCAUAGCAUCUCAAGAGACUUUGAAUGUGCUCCCUACACACAAGUCAAGAAUUUGAACUGGAUAUGUGCACUUAAUCAAGGAAAAUUCAUGUAUAUUAACUGCUUCAGGGAACUUUCACAAACUGACACUCCACCAUGUAGGCUGAACCCACCACAUCUGCAACCUCACUUUUUAAUGUGUCAAAUUUGCAGUGUGUGAAAGAGAAACGACACGUGUGUGUGAUAUUGUUAUGGUGCUGUAUGAAUGCAACACUUUUCUUUGUCUUGUAAAUAGACUUCAACAGGAUUGAACUUUUGUUGUUUCCCACCUGCUUUUUUUUUUUUUUUUUGUAGCCUGAGCUAUUUCUGAUUCAGUGGUUCCUCUCUUCUGCCAGUUUUAACACUACUUCUGCUGUAUAUCUGUGUUCUGCAGAGGCUAUGUGAAUCUGUAUGAUAUGAAAAUGUGUGUAAAUGCUGCUGAUUCAAAGACAAAUCUAAAAACAUGCCCUGUAAAGAAUGCUUGCCCUCUUUGGUUUGACUGUGUGACUCCCUUUUUUUAAUUUCCUCUCAACAUUUUACUUUCAGAAUAGCGAAGCUUCUGAAGUAAAGUCUGUUCGAUAAAAGACUGUUUUUAACUAUCAGUGUCUAGAGCUGGGAAAGGUGGAAAUACUUUUGCCAUGUUGAUUAGAAAAAACUUAAUAUUUAGCAGUAUUUGGUUUAAAAUGUACAGUUUGUGCUUUCAGAAUAAAAUGAUUUGUUGGGGAAAAAAAUGCAUAAAAGUUUAGAGGGGCUAUUCACUGCUUUGCAGAGGGCAAACUAAAGAAAACUGACUAGGCAUGUUUUAAACCUCACAAAUAGGGUGUGUCAUCCAGGAAAGAAAUACGUGCCAGAAUGUAUAAACAAAUGACAGGCUAUGUACUCUGAAUUACAUUUUCUCUUUGUUUUUUGUUGUUUUGCAAGCAGAUGUUUAUCAUUUUUUGUUGUGUUCAUUUAUUGCAUAAUUGGUAUAUUUCAUCAUAUUUCUGGCCCGAGACAGCUGCAGGGAGGUCAGAAGCACCCUUCCUUCUUAAAUAUAGGGGGUUUACAUGGCGAGGAUCACUGGAGAACAAAGGAAAGUUUUUGACACUUCAGAAAGUACAGGGCUAUUUGGAAUGUUUGUUGUGUGGAAGCUGGUGAAAGGAUUUUUGUCAGUAUUUGAAAUA